Racocetra persica is the source of this 306-nucleotide messenger RNA. Lineage: Eukaryota; Fungi; Glomeromycota; Glomeromycetes; Diversisporales; Gigasporaceae. The record is from the annotation of a GenBank genome assembly.
AACUCCCUGAAACCUUACGUAUCUAUCCAGUUUUCCACAUAUCCUUGUUGAAACCAUAUUACUCUAAUGAAGACAAAGAAACCACUGAGUUAAUUCAAAAUAUUACAAACGAAACUCUGGAAGAACAAGAAGUCGAAGCUAUACUAGACAAAAGAACGUAUUACCACUAUCUACAGUACUUAGUAAAAUGGAAAGGUCACCCACUAUACGAUGCUACUUGGGAAUCCUUGACUAAUCUUAAAAAUUAUAAAGACUUGGUAAAAGAGUUCAAAAAAACCAGUGAAACUAUUUUAAAUGGAGGAGAGU